AUGGUAACAACGACGAUUGAAUUUAAAAUAUUCGUACCAAAUAAGAAACAAGCGGAAUUGUUGAUUGCUCGUACUCAGGAUCGGCAAUCGCGUCAGCGAAUCUCAACGGUGAAAAAUGAUCAAACUGUUUAUUUUCAUUGUCAAGUAUCCAAUCUGGAAGGUGGUGAUUACGAAUACCGCGAUUUAAUCUACAAACUUGUUCCCCAAAUUACAAACCAGACGGAUGAGUAG
Adineta ricciae is the source of this 231-nucleotide messenger RNA. NCBI's taxonomy places the organism in Eukaryota, Metazoa, Rotifera, Eurotatoria, Adinetida, Adinetidae. The record is from the annotation of a GenBank genome assembly.